GGAUUACAACCAGAUCAGCUGUAUUGAAGAUGGGGCAUUUAGGGCUCUCCGUGAUCUGGAAGUACUCACUCUCAACAAUAACAAUAUCACAAGACUCUCAGUGGCAAGUUUCAAUCAUAUGCCCAAGCUCAGAACCUUUCGACUUCAUUCCAACAAUCUUUACUGUGAUUGCCACCUGGCUUGGUUAUCUGAUUGGCUACGUCAGCGACCUCGGGUUGGAUUAUAUACCCAAUGCAUGGGCCCAUCACAUUUAAGGGGGCACAAUGUAGCAGAAGUUCAGAAACGAGAAUUCAUCUGCAAUGAUGAGGAAGAAGGUCAUCAGUCUUUUAUGGCUCCCUCCUGCAGCGUCUUACACUGCCCCGCUGCAUGUACCUGUAGCAACAACAUUGUGGACUGCCGAGGGAAGGGCCUUACUGAAAUCCCAACCAAUCUUCCAGAAACCAUAACAGAAAUACGGUUGGAGCAAAAUUCAAUCAAGGCCAUCCCCCCUGGAGCUUUCUCACCAUAUAAAAAGCUCAGAAGAAUUGAUUUGAGCAAUAAUCAGAUUUCAGAGGCAGCACCAGAUUCUUUCCAGGGCCUGCGGUCCUUAAAUUCCCUGGUUCUCUAUGGAAACAAAAUCACAGAACUUCCCAAAGGCCUUUUUGAAGGGCUUUUCUCUCUGCAAUUGCUAUUGUUAAAUGCAAACAAGAUCAACUGUCUGCGAGUAGAUGCUUUCCAAGACCUGCACAACUUGAACCUUCUCUCUCUGUAUGAUAAUAAGCUUCAAACCAUUGCGAAGGGCACCUUUUCCCCACUACGAGCUAUUCAAACCCUGCAUUUGGCUCAGAAUCCAUUUAUUUGUGACUGCCAUCUGAAGUGGCUGGCGGAUUAUCUCCAUACAAACCCCAUUGAAACCAGCGGCGCUCGCUGCACCAGCCCCCGCCGUCUAGCAAACAAAAGGAUUGGCCAGAUCAAAAGCAAGAAAUUUCGCUGUUCAGCUAAAGAACAGUAUUUCAUUCCAGGAGUUCACCAUUUGGGCUGCACAGAAGAUUACAGAUCAAAAUUAAGUGGAGAUUGCUUUGCAGACCUUGCUUGCCCUGAAAAAUGCCGUUGUGAAGGCACGACAGUUGACUGCUCCAAUCAAAAGCUCAGCAAAAUUCCUGACCAUAUUCCUCAGUAUACGGCAGAACUGCGACUCAACAACAAUGAAUUUGCUGUGUUGGAGGCUACAGGGAUUUUUAAGAAGCUUCCUCAGUUGCGUAAAAUAAAUCUGAGCAAUAAUAAAAUAACAGAUAUUGAAGAAGGAGCAUUUGAAGGUGCAUCUGGUGUAAAUGAGCUCUUGCUCACCAGUAAUCGGUUGGAGAAUAUUCGGCAUAAAAUGUUCAAAGGAUUAGAAAGUCUCAAAACCUUAAUGCUGAGGAGCAAUCGCAUUAGCUGUGUGAGCAAUGAUAGUUUUACUGGCCUGAGUUCUGUCCGAUUGCUCUCCUUGUAUGACAACCAAAUAACUACAAUUGUUCCUGGUGCCUUUGACACUCUUCAUUCCCUGUCCACACUAAACCUCUUAGCCAAUCCUUUCAACUGCAACUGCCACUUAGCAUGGCUGGGAGAGUGGCUGAGAAAGAAGCGCAUUGUCACAGGGAACCCUCGCUGCCAGAAACCCUACUUCUUAAAAGAAAUUCCAAUACAGGAUGUUGCCAUUCAGGAUUUCACUUGUGAUGAUGGAAAUGAUGAGAACAGUUGCUCUCCACUCUCCCGCUGUCCUGCAGAAUGUACCUGCCUAGACACUGUUGUUCGUUGCAGUAACAAAGGUUUGAAGACUUUGCCCAAAGGCAUCCCAAAAGAUGUAACUGAACUUUACCUGGAUGGAAACCAGUUUACCCUUGUUCCCAAAGAACUUUCAAACUACAAGCAUUUAACUCUUAUAGAUUUAAGUAACAACAGAAUCAGCACUCUUUCUAACCAGAGCUUCACCAACAUGACUCAGCUGCUUACCUUAAUUCUCAGUUACAAUCGUCUCAGAUGUAUUCCAGCACGAACAUUUGAUGGCUUGAAAUCGCUUCGGUUGCUGUCUUUACAUGGCAAUGAUAUUUCUGUUGUUCCUGAAGGUGCUUUUAAUGAUCUUUCAUCUUUAUCCCAUCUUGCCAUUGGAGCAAAUCCACUUCAUUGUGACUGUAACAUGCAGUGGCUGUCUGACUGGGUGAAGUCAGAAUACAAAGAGCCAGGUAUAGCUCGAUGUGUGGGCCCCGGAGAAAUGGCUGACAAGCUGCUUCUCACCACUCCUUCUAAAAAAUUUCUAUGCCAAGGUCCAGUGGAUGUCAGUAUUCUUGCCAAAUGCAGUCCCUGCUUAUCAAAUCCAUGCAAAAAUGAUGGCACCUGUAAUAAUGACCCUGUAGAUUUCUACAGAUGCUCCUGUCCAUAUGGUUUCAAGGGCCAAGACUGCGAUAUCCCAAUUCACGCGUGCAUCAGCAACCCUUGUAAACAAGGCGGAACUUGUCACUUAAAAGAAGGUGAAAAGGAUGGAUUUUGGUGUACCUGUGCAGAUGGAUUUGAAGGUGAAAACUGUGAAGUGAAUAUUGAUGAUUGUGAAGAUAAUGAUUGUGAAAAUAAUUCUACCUGUGUGGAUGGAAUUAACAACUAUACUUGCCUGUGUCCACCUGAAUACACAGCUGCUAAUCUGAAUGAAGUGGAAAAAGGUGAGUUGUGUGAAGAAAAGUUGGAUUUCUGUGCCCAAGACCUGAACCCUUGUCAGCAUGACUCAAAGUGCAUCCUGACACCCAAAGGAUACAAAUGUAAUUGCACACCUGGCUAUGUUGGAGAACACUGUGAUGCUGACUAUGAUGACUGCCAAGACAACAAGUGUAAAAAUGGAGCACAGUGUACUGAUGCAGUGAAUGGUUAUACCUGCAUAUGCCCUGAAGGGUACAGUGGACUUUUCUGUGAGUUUUCACCACCAAUGGUCUUGCCUCGAACCAGCCCAUGUGAUAAUUAUGAGUGUCAAAAUGGAGCCCAAUGCAUCAUCAGAGCCAACGAACCUAUCUGUCAGUGCUUGUCAGGUUACCAGGGUGAUAAAUGUGAAAAACUAGUCAGCAUAAACUUUGUGAACAAAGAAUCUUACUUGCAAAUUCCUUCAGCGAAAAUUCACCCAGAGACCAAUAUUACUCUCCAGAUUGCAACAGAUGAAGACAGUGGAAUCCUGCUGUAUAAAGGUGACAGGGAUCAUAUAGCAGUGGAACUGUAUCGUGGACGAGUCAGAGCUAGUUAUGAUACAGGAUUGUACCCAGCAUCUGCCAUUUACAGUGUUGAAAUAAUCAAUGAUGGAAAUUUCCAUGUAGUUGAGUUACUGGCUAUGGAUCACAUUCUGUCUUUGUCGAUUGAUGGAGGAAGUCCCAAGAUUAUCACCAACUUAUCUAAACAAUCAACUCUGAAUUUUGAUUCCCCACUUUAUGUAGGAGGAAUGCCUCUGAAGAACAAUGUUGCUGCACUGCGCCAGUCUCCAGGUAAAAAUGGCACAAGUUUCCAUGGCUGCAUCCGUAAUCUGUACAUCAACAAUGAACUGCAGGACUUUAGAAAUGUCCCACUGCAAGUUGGAAUCCUCCCAGGCUGUGAACCUUGCCAUAAGAAGGUGUGUGUUCAUGGAACAUGCCACGUAACCAGUCAGUCAGGCUUUAUGUGUGAAUGUGAUGGAGGAUGGACCGGCUCACUGUGUGAUCAACAAACCAAUGAUCCUUGCCUGGGAAAUAAGGACAUGGGGGAGUCCUCUGUGAUGAAGAUGAAGAACUGUUUAACCCCUGCCGGUCCAUCAGAUGUAAACACGGUAAAUGUAGGCUUUCAAGCCUUGGGAAACCGUAUUGCGAAUGCAGCAGCGGAUACACUGGGGACAGCUGCGAUAAAGCCAAAUCCAAUGAUUCUGCUCCUACUUUUAUCACAAACUCUACUUUUGACCUCUCAUCUUCAACUGAUUUAUCACAGCGAAUUAUACAGAAAUCUCUUGUCGAGGGGAACGAAUCAGAGAUUACUUCCAAAAGCAGCAAGGUUAUGCCGCAUGUCAGACGUCCAAGAAGGUAUCGAGACUAGAAUGCCGAGGAGGGUGUUCAAGUGGGCAGUGCUGCGGGCCAUUGAGGAGCAAGAGACGGAAAUAUUCGUUUGAAUGCACUGAUGGAUCCUCCUUUGUGGAUGAGGUUGAGAAGGUGGUGAAGUGUGGCUGUACAAAGUGCCCCUCCUAAACAUGACCUGUUUGCCCCACUUGUCUGUUUUUUGUUUUUGUUUUUUUAAGUUGUAUACUUAUUGACCUUGUCUUGGACUAAUUAAUUCUUCAUAGUGGAAAUAUUUGAAAUAUAUUGUAAAAUAAAGAACAGACUUAUUUUUAUUAUGAGAUUAAAUACACUUUUCUUCAAUUUGCAACAAAAAGAAUCAACUGCUUGAACUGAGACUUCUUGUAACUGAGAGGAGCUUUGAAGAGGAUUUUUUUAAAGACCUGGUAGCAUUUCAACAAUGGUGGAAAACUGAUUUUUAACAUCAACUCUUCUUUACAACAUGCUGAAGAUAAACACAUCACUCUCAAGUGAUGUUCAACCUGCCAAUCUAUUCAUGAAAAACUGAGAGAGUUUUAAAACUACUUUAAGGGUUUAACAAUAGUUUUUGGUUCUGGUUUUAUUCUCUUGCCAAAACUGUAUCAAACUUUUCCAAGGAAUUAGUGUCAGGUGAAAAAAAUCCAUUUGGGCAAACUUAGCAAAUAUCAGCUGUAUUUUGAAUGGCAUAAUCAGCUUGAGAAAAUGGGAUCUCUUGCCUCCCAAACAAAAGAGGAUGCACCAUAGUCCUGCAGUCUCUUGAUCUCUUUUAUGCCAGCAUGUUAUCAGGAAAAGAAAUGGAAUGUUGUUUAUCUACCCUUUCCAGUAUUAAUUUUUUUUGUAAAAUAAAUGUUAUGGGGAUGAUAAAAAUAGACUAUUGUUGGGAAAAUUAGGUAUAAUAUGAAGUUUCAUUUUUAUGAGUUCUGAACAGCUCUCUACAGUAUUCAGUUUCCUGAGAAAUAUUUAUUGUAUCAAAGUACAUUGUACUUAACAUUUAGGCCACCCCUUCUACUGUUUUUUUCAAUGCUUUAAUAUAUAUUAAUUUAUAUUUGUCCUGAUAUUUUUGUAUUGCCUAUUGUUGUUGUUUCUUAAAAAACUUAAAAUCAGGAUAUUUGCAAUAGAACUAAUAUAGUGUGCUCUCCUGGGGUAAAUGGAUUUGGUCUCAGUUGUUAUUUUCUUUUACUUUAGCAACCUGUCAUGUCAUGUCACUGAUAGAAAAGGAUGCUGAAAGCAACAACAGAUUGUAGUUUUCAUGGUAGCAGAGAAUCACAGCAUCUCUCAUGUCCUUGUAAUAUAUGAGCAAAAAAUGUAUUUACAGUAGAUAACAAGUGUAUAGAAGUUAUUGUUUCCCUAAGUAUACAUUACAAAAGAAAAAGGAAUGAUGUGUAGCAAAUUACACUAGAACAUAGACCUUUACAAACUAAUGUUCCCUUGGAAUCCCUUACCUUUAAAAUUAAAAAGAGAGAGACUGUAUUACCAAGAACUGUGACUUUCCCCAAAUACUAAAACUACUUUACUUGCCCUAAUGUUUCCCUUUGUUAACAUGUUGCUGCUAAAUCACAAUAUAUAAUUGGUAAUAAUUCUUCAUAGUGAGUUUUGUUGUUGUUUUUCUCCAAUAAAUUUUGGGGUACCCUGUAAAAAAGGAUGUGGGGUUUUUUCCAAUUUUUUUUAAAAAACAAAAGGCUAGAUGUACAUGUGUAAUACAGUAUUGCUUUGUCUUAUUUGGACUGAUAUCAGUACCUUUACUGAUGUUUGUAAAUUAAACAGAUAUCUACUUCA
Molecule: messenger RNA, 5825 nt
Organism: Pogona vitticeps (central bearded dragon)
Lineage: Eukaryota; Metazoa; Chordata; Lepidosauria; Squamata; Agamidae
Source: RefSeq, a predicted model, not a curated record